Trichoderma breve is the source of this 2439-nucleotide messenger RNA. RefSeq names its product protein kinase domain-containing protein. Gene Ontology annotation, molecular function: protein kinase activity; ATP binding. Bases 1 to 2439 code for a protein of 812 amino acids. The record is from RefSeq and is a predicted model, not a curated record. Gene Ontology annotation, biological process: protein phosphorylation. The transcript has 2 exons. NCBI's taxonomy places the organism in Eukaryota, Fungi, Ascomycota, Sordariomycetes, Hypocreales, Hypocreaceae.
AUGUCCCUCCAGGUGAGAUGGCCCGACGUGUCCGUCACAAAGCAAAAGGCUCUCGAGGAUGCAAAAAAGAUGCAAAAUGCCGUCUUCGAGAGCUGCACAAAGGCCGGCAAGCAAGCCCCGCAGUAUGAGCUUCAAGAGCUCGUCGGCAAGGGAAGUUUUGGUCGGGUUUACAAAGCGACCGCCAUGAAGACCGGCCAGUUGGUUGCCGUCAAGAUCAUCGACAUUGAGGAGAGCGACACGCUGAAUCCCAAGCUGGCCGACACUUACAGUGACCUGCUCAAGGAGAUCAAUGCCCUGCAGUUGCUGAGCGACAGCGGGGCCAAGAACAUCAACCAUGUUAUCGAGGCGCUACCAGUUGGUCAGUCCAUGUGGAUGGUGACCGAGUAUUGUGCCGGAGGGAGCGUUGCUACGCUCAUGAGGCCAACGGCCCCUGGUGGACUGUUGGAGAAAUGGAUCAUUCCCAUUGUGCGUGAAGUUGCCGAGGCCAUUCACUGGGUCCACGGCCAAGGCAUCAUCCAUCGCGAUCUCAAGUGUGCCAACGUCUUGGUCACCGAGACUGGCGAUGUUCAGCUGUGCGACUUUGGCGUUGCCGGUGUGAUCGAAACAAAGGUUGACAAGCGGACAACCUUUAUUGGAACUCCUCACUGGAUGGCGCCUGAGCUUUUCGACAAGGAUGCAUCAUAUGGAACUGAGGUCGACAUUUGGGCUUUUGGUGCCAUGGUGUAUGAAAUUGCAUCUGGCUUGCCACCAAAUGUCACUGCUGGAAUUGAUUUCUCGAGACUAGGAUCACAUCUGAAGCACCAUACGCCUCGACUCGAGGGUGAUCAAUAUUCAGCUGGCCUGAGAGAUUUGGUGUCCUACUGCCUUCAGCACGACGCCGCAAAGCGACCAACGAUCGAGCAAGUACAGCUCCACAGAUACGUCCGCAAUACGGAAGAGUCACAUCCGACCUCCUCUCUCGUGCAUCUGGUUCGAGCCUUCAAAUUGUGGGAGGCUCAGGGAGGAGAUCGGAGGUCGCUCUUCUCUGCCGGCGGCGCCCAGGGCUUGGCUGAUCUCUCAGCCGCAAUCUCCAACGACGAGUGGAACUUCAGUACGACUGCGGCCUUUGACCAACAAGUCCUCGACCAAGGCGAUGCUCAAGAUGUUUACGAUGUGUAUGGGUCAAAGGUGGAAUUCAAUCCAGAAGGCUAUGAUGAAACGUCUCGUCCACAAAAGCCCAAGUCGCGAAGGAGGCCUCCACCCCAUCUUCCCUCGGUGAAAGCACCUUUGGAGAAAAUCUUCGAUCCGAAUACCAUAUCUACCUAUGAAGAAAACUCGAGAGCAUACUAUAGCCAACCGUUCCAAGCCCCCAUAUCGGAUCUACCUCUUCGAGACGAGACCGCACCUACGCCAGAUGUCAGAGAAUCCUUGAUUGACCUGGACGUAUCGCUUCACGGUGGAGAGCUGUCGCAGUUUGUCGACUUGGACACUAUCAAGCCCAGCAAUAUCGAUUCGCAUGCAUCUUUGGAUUAUGACUUUGAUGAUGCAAGCUUCGUCAGGGGGCCGAUGAGCGACCCAAUUGAUCUCAAAGACAAUCGGCGUACUCAGGAUUGGAAAUUUCCCUCAAUGGCGGCGCCUGUGUCUGCCGAUCCGCAGGAAUUCAAAUUUCCUUUCACCAACAAUCUUCCCCCGCCAGAUGAUGGCCGGCCUGCGCUUGUUCACCACGCCGCCACCGAACCGCCUUAUCAACAUACUGCUAGUCUUAGCGAACUUUCGCAGACUGCCUCAGCCGACCAUCGUGCGUCUGUGGGGAGUUUGAUAGAUCUCGACAUGAGCUUCGCCGAUUCGUCGACUGACUUUACUCGCCCUUCGACAUCCCAUUCUGAUGUCGGCUCCAUUAGCGGCUCGGAGAUUGGUGGCGGGAACCCGUUUGAGCUGGAGAAACACGCUUCGCUCUAUGUCAUGAAUGCUACGAACCGGGAGCCUUCGAUUUACAUCUCAGAUGACUCUGAGUAUGCACACGUGCUCACGAGUAUCCCCGACCUCUCGUUGGAUGAAGAGUCGAAGCACGAUGACUCUCAUAUUACCAGAGAGCCCAACACCGCAGUCUUCAAUGAAGGCCGGCCCUAUUCUCUGAGCGACUUCGCCGAUAUGGAUCCUGAACUACCUCCAGAACCAGCUCCCGCUCCAAGCACACCUCACCAAUCUCCGCCCCUUCCGCGUCCGCGCCCUGCUAUGCGGCACUUUGAGGCCCCGCUUCCUCCUCUCCCGGCGGCUCCUAUGCCGAAUGCCAUGCUGGGACAAGCUUCGCCUGAAGAAGUUAGGAGUGAGUUGCGGCGGUUGGCGAUGAGUCUUGGGGACCAUCUUACUUAUGUCAAUUCGUAUCUGUCGACUCUGCCUGUUCGGAGGAAAAGUACGCAUACGCACUACUCGUUGGACCCAGAGGGCGGUGCGAUCUAA